Columba livia (rock pigeon) is the source of this 2965-nucleotide messenger RNA. RefSeq names its product transcription factor AP-2 gamma (gene TFAP2C). The coding region runs from base 192 to 1538 and encodes 448 amino acids. The transcript has 7 exons. Gene Ontology annotation, biological process: regulation of transcription by RNA polymerase II; anatomical structure development; regulation of cell population proliferation. Gene Ontology annotation, molecular function: RNA polymerase II transcription regulatory region sequence-specific DNA binding; DNA-binding transcription factor activity, RNA polymerase II-specific. Gene Ontology annotation, cellular component: nucleus. NCBI's taxonomy places the organism in Eukaryota, Metazoa, Chordata, Aves, Columbiformes, Columbidae. The record is from RefSeq and is a predicted model, not a curated record.
CAGGGAAAAAAACCCGAGUGACCAUUAGCGUGGAGGUUUAGUCCGUCAUCUGCCUUCAUGCCUGCCAACUGAGCUCCGUCCGGGGGGCAGCUCCUCUUCCCGAUUGCCGACGUGGAUUUACCGCCCGUGGAGGGGGGGCUGAGCUCUCGUCUAUUUUCGACACCACACACCUGGUUUGGACGCUGGACGCCAUGUUGUGGAAACUAGCAGAUAAUGUCAAGUAUGAAGAGGACUGCGAGGACCGGCACGAUGGGAGCAGCAACGGGAACCCGCGGCUCCCGCAUCUCUCGGCGGUCAGUCAGCACCUGUACAGCUCAGCUCCGCCACUCUCUCACUCGGGCGCCUCCGACUUCCAGCCCCCCUACUUCCCUCCCCCGUACCAGCCGCUGCCUUACUCCCAGUCCAGCGACCCUUACUCCCACCUCGGGGACCCCUUCUCCAUCAACCCACUCCAUCAGCCGCCGCCGCCGCCCCCCAGCCAGCAGCAGAGUGCCUGGCCCAACCGACAGAGCCAGGACCCGGCCGCUCUCACUCCCCACGCCCGCCCCGGUCUCGUCCCCCACCUCUCGGCGCUGGAGAGCGGCUCCGCCGGCGGCCGCAGGGAAACGUACCGGCGCUCCGAGCUCCUUCUGCCCCACGGGCACGGGCUGGACGCCUCCGCGCUGGCCGAUAACCUGGGUCUGCACGACAUGGCCCACCAGAUGGAGGAGGUGCAGAAUGUGGAAGAUCAACACUUACUAAUGCACGACCAGACAGUAAUUAGAAAAGGUCCCAUUUCCUUAACGAAAAACAGUGCUCUCAGCCUCCCCUGCCAAAAGGAUGGAUUAAUUGGAGUGGUCAUAAACCCCAAUGAAGUAUUUUGUUCGGUUCCGGGGAGACUUUCCCUCCUGAGCUCCACGUCGAAAUACAAAGUGACAGUAGCAGAGGUUCAGAGGCGGCUCUCGCCCCCCGAGUGUCUCAACGCCUCUUUGCUAGGAGGAGUGCUCAGAAGAGCCAAAUCAAAAAAUGGUGGCAGGUCAUUAAGGGAAAAACUGGAUAAAAUUGGCUUGAAUCUUCCUGCUGGUAGAAGGAAAGCUGCAAAUGUGACACUAUUGACAUCUUUGGUGGAAGGUGAAGCUGUACAUCUUGCUCGGGACUUUGGUUACGUUUGUGAGACAGAGUUUCCUUCCAAAGCAGUGGCCGAAUAUUUAACUAGACCACACAUGGGCCGCAAUGAAAUGGCAAACAGGAAGAAUAUGCUUCUUGCUGCAAAGCAGAUUUGCAAGGAAUUCACAGACCUCCUGACUCAGGACAGAACUCCUCUUGGAAACACGAGACCCAGUCCCAUCUUGGACCCUGGCAUCCAGGGCUGCUUGACUCAUUUUAGCCUGAUCACACAUGGCUUUGGGAGUGCUGCCAUCUGCGCCGCCAUGACAUCCGUCCAGAACUACCUAAAUGAAGCAUUAAAAAUAGCAGACAAAACGUACAUGAACGCUGGCGACCAGAGCCCUGCAGAAACCAACAAAACCAUUGAUAAAAUGGAUAAGCACAGGAAGUAAAAAGGAGAGAAACCAGACUUUAAACUCUUCCUCCUAAACACAGACUGGGAUCUUCUUGCCAGGGGGAACAUAGAGAUUCGAGUUUUUUUUAUUUUUAUUUUUAUUUUUGUUUGUUUGUUUGUAUGUUUUUGGUUUGGUUUUGUUUUGUUUUUAAGAAAGGAGGGGAAAAAAAGGAGAAAAAACCUAAUCAUCUUAUUCAGGAUCUUCAGUCCCCCUGGAUCCAUGAGACAAGUCUUUCUAAAAGCUGCAGUAUCCCUGAUCUGUGGAAGGAAUGACCAGAAGAUAAGUACCUGGUACAAGUGUAUUGAAAUCUUUGCUGUAAAAGUGGUGCUAUAAAGGGGUUUUGAUGGAAAUAUACAGAGCGAUACAUUUAGAUUUCUUUUCCACACCUGAGUAUCUAGUGGUGACCAGCUUCGCGUAUAGGUUUUAAGAUACAGAUUUUAGACGGAAGCCUAUUAGUUAUCUGAUACAAUUUCAGGGUUUUAUUCUCUCUAAAUGCAACAAUAACAAUAAAACAGUAUUACACAAUGGUAUAUAGAUUUAUGUACAUUAAAACUUUUUAUAAACACCUGAAAAUAGUAUCAUUAUUCUGUGCUUUUUUUUUUUUUCUAAAUUUUAUUUUGUUCUUUAUUUUCAGAUUGCCAUAGGAGAGUACUAAAAUCCUGCUAGAUUUGAAAGUUAUCUGGUGGCAUUUGCCAUGUUUCUUUUUAUGGGAAUAUUCAGGCUUUUGAAAACUGCAGGAAUGUUGGCUGCAGUGGAUACUGUCUUGAUAUUUUUUAACAAGGAAUAGUACAAAACGAAAACGCUUUUAGAAAUUUGCUUUCUGUGUCUAAGGAUAUUGCAGCUUUAUUCACAUAUUUAUAUUGUCUUGUUUUCAAAUUGGGGGGGAAACUUGAAAGAAUAGGCACAUAACUUUUUUUUUAAUUAUUUUUUUUGCCUAUUAAGGCCAAAAAUUAUUUCCAGGGAGGUUUUAUGUGUAUUAAGGGAAGCAGUGUAUUGAAUGUAAAUAUUUAUUUAUGUGUAAUUUAAUUGGAUUUGUAAAUAAUGGUGAACUUUUUAAUACCUUUUUUUUUUUUUUAUAAAUGGGUUUCAAAUGUUAAUUUUGGUAAGUAUUUCAAAGGUUAUGGGUAAGCUAAACAUAUCUUUAGGUUUAUGCACAGGUAUGUUAUACAGGGUAUUUAAGACUUUUUUUUUUUCAUAUCUAAAUUCUUGCCACUGAAGAUUAAAUCUAAUCUGAGGUGUAUGUUCACAAAGCAAUAAUUUUGUGCAUCAUUCACCUGAUUACUGACCAGACAUGCAAAAUGAGUGUGUGAGUUAGUGUGUAUGUGAAUAAUGGAGGUUCUGAACUAUCUUUACAUUCUUGUAAAUGUUCCCGCUAUAAUUCUGAUGUAUAUGAUAACCAUAUAAUAAAAGUAUUCUGGAUAGAA